Messenger RNA from Ilex paraguariensis (yerba mate), 549 nucleotides. The record is from the annotation of a GenBank genome assembly. Lineage: Eukaryota; Viridiplantae; Streptophyta; Magnoliopsida; Aquifoliales; Aquifoliaceae.
AUGGUACAUUCUUUUCGGGUCCAAGGUGGGUGGCCUACAGCCCCAGAUGGUCCAUAUGCAUGGGGAUACUGCUUCAAAGAAGAACGAGGCAACCCACCAGAUUAUUGUACUCCAAAUCAACAAUGGCCAUGCGUUCCUGGUAAGAAGUACUAUGGUCGAGGACCCAUUCAAAUCACACACAACUACAACUAUGGUCCAGCAGGAAGAGCCAUCGGAAUGAAUCUGCUAAACAGCCCCGAAACUGUUGCAAACGAUCCAGUAGUUUCUUUCAAGACAGCGUUUUGGUUUUGGAUGACACCCCAAUCGCCAAAACCUUCAUGCCACGACGUCAUCACCGGAACAUGGAGGCCAUCGGCAGCAGAUACAGCAGCCGGUCGUGUCCCUGGCUAUGGUGUGAUCACCAAUAUCAUCAACGGUGGAAUUGAAUGUGGUAAAGGUUCUAACCCACAGGUGGAGGAUCGGAUCGGUUUCUACAAAAGAUACUGUGACAUACUAGGAGUAGGCUAUGGCAACAAUCUGGAUUGCUACAACCAGAGGCCUUUUGCUUAG